This is a messenger RNA of Cotesia congregata, 2328 nucleotides long. The record is from the annotation of a GenBank genome assembly. Lineage: Eukaryota; Metazoa; Arthropoda; Insecta; Hymenoptera; Braconidae.
AUGAUGGUUAAUACUGCGUUAUAUUUCAUCAUUAUUUCUGUUUUAUAUUCUGGAAGUAGUGGACAUCAUAAUCAUAUUAAUAAUUUUGAAAGUACACUUGGACAUUUAAAACCGCGAAGUUUACCAGCCGUGCAAGCUGAAGCGGCCUUGAUGUUAAUUGAACGAACAAUUGGAGAAAAAGUAUCACAUUUCAGUGUUUCGGUCGAUCCAAAUUUGGGCCCAAUUGGAAAAGAUACUUUUGAGAUAAAAAAAGGGUCCAGUGAAUAUCAAGAAAUAUUUAUAACAGGAACAUCAGGUGUCGCAGUAACAUGGGGGUUCCAUCAUUAUUUGAAAAAACACUGCAAUUGCCAAAUAGCGUGGGAAGGAGAACAAAUCGAAUUACCAGACAUAUUACCGGAUGUUAAUGAAAGAAUAACCUCUAACGACAGGUUUCGGUACUACCAGAAUGUCUGUACAACUGGGUAUAGUUCAGCCUGGUGGGGUUGGGAUCAAUGGGAGAAAAAUAUCGACUGGAUGGCUUUAAAUGGCAUCAAUCUAGCCCUCGCAUUUCACGGUCAAGAGGCUAUUUGGGAGAGGGUGUACCUUAAAAUGAAUCUGACUAGUCAAGAGAUAAAUCAGCACUUUGGAGGACCUGCUUUUUUACCUUGGUCACGGAUGGGCAAUAUCAGAGGAUGGGGUGGCCUAUUAUCUUCUUCAUGGCACAAUCACACUAUUGUCCUUCAACAUAGAAUACUCAAUAGAAUGCGAGAACUUGGAAUAAUUCCAGUUCUUCCUGCAUUUGCGGGUCACGUACCACGUGCCUUUUCUCGUAUUUAUCCUCACGCUAAUAUGACUAAAAUAGGCGUUUGGAAUCAAUUCGAUGAUCAAUAUUGCUGUCCAUAUUUAGUCUCACCAACAGACCCACUAUUUAAAAUAAUAGGUCAAAAAUUUUUACACGAGUACAUUAAUGAAUUCGGUACGGAUCACAUUUAUAAUUGUGACACAUUCAAUGAGAAUGAACCCGUGGACACCGAUACCGAGUCAUUAAAAAUGAUCGGGCAAGCUAUUUAUUCAGCCAUGACGGAUGUUGAUCCCCAAGCUAUAUGGAUGAUGCAAGGCUGGUUGUUCGUUCACGAGUUUGACUUUUGGACAGAAUCGCGAGUUGAAGCUUUUAUUACUUCAGUUCCAUUGGGAAAAAUGAUUAUCCUCGACCUCCAAUCAGAGCAAUUUCCGCAAUACAUGAGAUUCAAAUCAUACUUUGGCCAGCCGUUUAUUUGGUGUAUGCUUCAUAAUUUUGGCGGCACCCUUGGAAUGUUCGGAUCGGCAAGAAUUAUAAGCGAGCGUGUUAUCGAGGCAAGAAAUAUGGAAGGUAGCACGAUGAUUGGGACAGGCUUAACGCCCGAGGGAAUCAAUCAGAAUUAUGUGAUUUAUGAAUUAAUGAACGAAAUGGCUUAUCGACGUGAGCCUGUUAAUCUCGAUAAAUGGUUUGAAAAUUAUUCUGUACGAAGAUACGGCGGGAGGAAUGAAUAUGCAUCGCAAACAUGGAACAUUCUCGGGAAAACAAUUUAUAAUUUCAUUGGUCUCGAAAGGAUCCGUGGACACUAUGUAAUCACGAUGCGACCAAAAGGGAAUAUUAAAACUUGGUGGUGGUAUGAUCCAGAGCUGAUUAUUGAAGCUUGGGGUAUUUUUCUGAACGCUCGGAAUGAAAAAGCUAACAAAUCAUUGUACAGACACGAUGUUGUUGAUAUAACAAGACAAGCUUUGCAAUUAAUUGCUGAUGAGAUUUAUCUCAGUAUUAAAAAUGCCUAUGCCAAGAACAACUCUACUUUAUUAAGGCAACAAUCAGAAUUACUAGUUGAACUUUUUGACGACUUGGAGAGAAUUCUGGAUUCGAGUGAAAAUUUUCGCUUGGGAAAAUGGUUGGAAGCUGCUAAAUUAUUGGGAACAAAUGAAAAAGAAAGGGAGUUAUAUGAAUACAAUGCACGAAAUCAAAUAACUUUGUGGGGACCGAAUGGUGAAAUAUGCGAUUAUGCAAACAAGCAGUGGGCUGGAGUUAUCGUUGACUAUUUUAAACCGCGGUGGGUCAUAUUUCUCAAAGCUUUACAAGAGUCAGUUGAAACAAAACAGAUAUUAAACCAAACUCUGAUAAAUCAGCUAAUUUUUGAACAAGUUGAAAACCCGUUCACAUUUUCUCAUAAGAAUUAUCCUGUUGAACCUCAAGGAGAUUCUGUCCUCAUUGCUGUUGAGCUGAAUAAUAAAUGGAAAAAUUACAAGUUACAUUUUAUCGAAAGAAAAAUCCUUAGAUAUGAACGCAGAAUGAUAGUUAAUAAAAAAACAAUUUUAACUUGA